ACCGUUGCCUUAGGGAUCACAGAACAGCUGAUUACAUUAUAAGGUGCAAAAAAGCCGCGGCUUCAGGGCUCUCACUUUUAAGGUAAUUACCUUAGUUUAAGGUAAUUUAGAUACUUUUAAGUUAAUGUCUAAGGUAAUGCAAUUUUUAAGGUAUUUCUAAGGUAAUUUGAGUAUAUUUAGGGUAGUGUUUAAGGUAAUUGUUAAAUGCAAUUCUGAUAUACUGUAAUAGCCAAAAUGGGAUGAUAUUUAUGGUUCUGAACAACAACCCCAGUAUAUUCUGCACCACAAACUAUUCUUUACAAAGACUUGGCGAGUCUGGUUCACGUACAGUACAAGUUCAAUUCAGAAGUCGAGAAUAUCAUGACUCCCAUACCCGGUUGUGGACGCGUUCCGUACUCGUCACUGGCUUGUCAUCUAUAAAUACUCUCCGUCGUGACGACGUCGGUACUCUGUUCACAACAACCGUAGCAAACUGCUGGACACAGUAGAUGGCAUCCCAAUACUCGUCUACUCCUGAGGCAGCGGCGAGCAAUGACGGUCGUGAGGUGGAUGGAGACGCGGGUUGAAGCGAGCCCCGCGCUAUCUCCACAUGUGGUGGACUUGGAGGUAUGUAGUUCCACCAAACAGACUCCAGAGCAGAUGGUGAAAUUGGAGAAGUGGCUGAUGGAGGAGGAGGAUGUCUUCAGCCGAGAUGCACAAGACCUUGGCUGUACGUCGCUGGUUCACCCCUCCAACACGGCAGACAGUCCGCUGAUGAAGCAGCCACAUAGCAGUGUCCCGUUGGCCAGGAGAGAAGAGAUGAGGCUGCCUCUGGACCUGGCCACUGGACAAACACCUGAGGAAGAACUACCACAGACGGCGCAUGAGGUGGUAGUGACGUUGCAGCAGCGGAUGGAGACUACGCGGCGACAGGUGGCGAACAAUCGCCGUCUCGCGGGGCAAGCCAUGACCCGCCGCUACCAGCUGCGACGCUCAGUAUGCGGUGUGGGAUUGCGGCUGGCGGUACAAGCCUCGUAAGAAACGAGGCACCACUCUGAAGAGACUGGAGAAUUACUGGGAACGUGGGAAGGCCGUACACCGCUCUGCAACGACUCCCAGCCGUCACCUACAAGCUGGACGUUGCCACAAGCAGGAGGCGGCGCAUCGCCCACGUCGGCCGCCGGUGGGCUGUUGUGGGGGAAGGAUACUUGUGGGGCCAGCAAGGACCACCCUCGUCGCCGGACAAGUGAGGUGAGGAGCGACAGCGAGGUGGUGGGUGACGGCGAUAAAAACUAUGUUGCAGUCUGUUGUGUUGUGACAGUGAAUAGUCGGGACGACUAAAUUUCGUGGGGGAGG
Molecule: messenger RNA, 1335 nt
Organism: Portunus trituberculatus (swimming crab)
Lineage: Eukaryota; Metazoa; Arthropoda; Malacostraca; Decapoda; Portunidae
Exons: 2
Coding region: 532-1017 (161 amino acids)
Source: RefSeq, a predicted model, not a curated record